ACGCGUCUGAGAGCAGCUGAUCACUGUGACAAGAUCUCUAACCUUCAGCUGCUCAUCACAUAUGCAGGAUGAGAGGAUACUCACUGGGAAUACUUGUACUUUUGAAAUACUGCAUUUGCGAUGAUGUGGAGAACUUUGAUGGAGACAUUAAGGACUUUGUAGUUGGUAACAGUAAGUUAUUUGUUCUUACUGACCAUCGACUACAUCAGAUGAGACACGAUCUGUAUGAGGAGAAGAGGAAAGACAUCACUGAUGCCCCUCACCAUAACAGAGUCAACAUCCUGGUGCCUUUUGAAGCCAACGGCACCCUGAUAACGUGUGGGACUUUUAAAGAUGGAUAUUGUGAAGUUCUUGAUAUAAAUGACAUAACAAACAGUAUUUACUAUGAAAGUAAUAUAUUGGUAGGACCACGACUGAAUGAAAAAUCUGUUGCCUUCAUAGCCGGUAGCUACCUUUUGGUUGGGAAAAAGGACGAUGAUGCAAAAGCUCAAGAUGCCAUGUAUUCUGUUGUUACCUUGCUGAGCACUUUACAGUCUCAACCAGGAGGGAUUUUCACAAGAACAGCAGAAGGAUCAGAUGCCAUCAUUCAGAGCACAGUGAGAGAUGUGGAGUUUGUUGACGGAUUCCAGAGAGUUUCACGCUCAGAAUCCUAUUUAUUUCUCAACGCAAAGACUGACUCCGAGAGGAAAGUGCUCGUCCUGUGGAUGAACAGCUCUAAAGUAAAAAAGAUAGACAUAAUCAGAUCCCUACAGGCUGCAACGAUACGAUGCUGCAGUGAUAAAGUUCGUCCAGUGCUCGUCGCCUCCACCGUUAUUCCCUCAGUGAACGGUGUUAUUUGGGCAGGUGUGUUCAGUGCGCAGAAUCAGCAGGAUCCGGAGAACAGCGCGCUGGCUCUGUACGACAUCAGUAAUGUUCAAGGCCGAGUGAAGGGCUUCUGCGCUAUUGGUGAAAAGCCUUGUGGAUCUGAGAGUGGAAGUGAACUUCAGCCGCUCUCUGUGGUGUUUAAGUACAGCUCAAUGUCAGCAGCUGCAGCAAUGAGGAUUGAAUCCUGGAUUGUGCUGUUCAUAGGAACCAGUGAUGGACAACUCAUAAAGAUAGUGUUGGAUGAUAAAUUCACUCCAGGCUGUCCAACAGUGCUGUACAAAUCUGAUGAUGAACGAGCAGUGCUUCCCAGAAUGCACUUUGAUCCAGUAGAUUUCAAACAUAUCUACAUUGCUCUGAAGAAACAGUUAAGAAGAGUGUCCAUUGUUCAGUGUGGUAAUUACAAAACUGUGAAAGACUGCAGAGCUGCUCUGGAUCCUCUCUGCGGCUGGUGUUUGAACACACACAGAUGUUCUACUCAAGAUGAAUGUUCAGAUACUUCAUGGGUUUCCAUCCCAAAAAACUCUCUUCAGACGCAGCUGUUUUCUUUUCAGAUGACAGAGAAUUCUUCUAGAAAGAUUACUCUACAUCUCGCCUUGAGUCUGGAGAGCACAGGAAAUCCUGCUUUCUCAUGUGCCUUCACUAAAGAAAGUGUAAACCUGUGUGACGGGUCUGAUCCUCCUGCAGUUUUCCCAAACUGCUCCUGUAGUUUUUCUGACCAGAUGCUCUAUACUGGAGGUUUAAAAGUCUCUGCUACAGUUGCUAUUCAGGAGGAUCAGAAGGUCACAGAGAUGCUGACGCUGAGAAAUUGCUCCAGUAUCACAGAUAAUUCACCAAAAGCUUCUUAUACACAGUGUGUUCAGUGUAUCUCAUCUGGGUGUCACUGGUCCUCUUCUUCCAAGCGUUGUGAUUGGACACCUGGACCUGGACCACAGUUAAACAUACAGGAUGCAUGUAAACAUCUUCUCUCUGAGAUGGUCUACGAUGAGCCAGAGUUUCUCUCUCUGGAGCCCAACAAGGUUUCUUUCCAUGGCAGAAACAAUGUUUUACUAAGAGGAAGGAACCUGGAAUCUGUCACUAAAAUCCGUAUUCAAGGGGAUCUGGAGUGCAUUCCUAAAGAAUCUCCAGUGUUUGAUCGCUUCAGUGACACUUUAAGGUUCCACAUUCCUCCGAGUGGAACUAAAGGAACAGUGAAAGUGUGUGUUGUUACUCCUGACGACCGUUGUCAUGGUAACAGCAUCGUCACUUACCGUUCUCAGCCCAGCUGCACUGGAAUACAGCCCACAGUCACCUGGAGCAGUGGUGGAAGGAAGAUUCAUGUUCAGGGCAGCAAUCUGGAAUUAGUGGAGUCAGUUACUGUCCUUCCCUCUAAUAAAGUGCUGAAAACACAAUACAGCACAAGCUCAGGGGACAUGUGGUUUCACUCACCCCCCUAUGAUGGUGGUGGUCAGUUUAGCUUGUUGCUGAAUGUUGAGAACUCCACUGUGGACUGUGGGUAUUAUUUGUCCUACCAGCCUGAUCCAAAGUUCAUCCGAUUUACUACCUUUCCAGUGGCCAACGAUCUACAGGUGAACAUUCAGAAAAAGACAGAUAUGCUGAAUUUGAAUAUGAGUGAGGUGACAGUGACGGGUGUACAUGGAGAUCAGCUGUAUCAGUGUGUUUUGCAGAUUAUUGAGUCUAAUGCAAUCAUCUGUAAGAUUAAAGGAGAAUCAGGAACUGUCACUGCAGUGGACUCACUCACUAGUGGAAGUGAACUUCAGCCGCUCUCUGUGGUGUUUAAGUACAGCUCAAUGUCAGCAGUGACAGCAAUGAGGAUUGAAUCCUGGAUUGUGCUGUUCAUUGGAACCAGUGAUGGACAACUCAUAAAGGUUAAAGAAAUUGAAUUACAGUUAGUGUUGGAUGAUAAAUUCACACCAGGCUGUCCAACAGUGCUGUACAAAUCUGAUGAUGAACGAGCAGUGCUUCCCAGAAUGCACUUUGAUCCAGUAGAUUUCAAACAUAUCUACAUCGCUCUGAGGAAACAGUUAAGAAGAGUGUCUGUGGUUUCAUGUGCUAAAUACAGCACUCUGAAAGACUGCAGAGCUGCUCUGGAUCCUCUCUGCGGCUGGUGUUUGAACACACACAGAUGUUCUACUCAAGAUGAAUGUUCAGAUACUUCAUGGGUUUCCAUCCCAAAAAACUCUCUUCAGACGCAGCUGUUUUCUUUUCAGAUGACAGAGAAUUCUUCUAGAAAGAUUACUCUACAUCUGUCCUUGAGUCUGGAGAGCACAGGAAAUCCUGCUUUCUCAUGUGUCUUCACUAAAGAAUGUGUAAACCUGUGUGACGGGUCUGAUCCUCCUGCAGUUUUCCCAAACUGCUCCUGUACUUUUCUGACCAGCUACUAUAUAUUGGAGGUGUGUUCAGUGUGUCUCAUCUGGGUGUCACUGGUCAUCUUCCUGUCAGCGUUGUGAAUGGACACAUGGAAGUGGGCCGCAGUUACACAUACAGGAUGCAUGUAAAGAUCUACACUCUGAGAUGAAGCCAGAGAUUCUCUCUUUGGAGCCCAACAAGUUUUUUUUACAUGGCAGAAACAAUGUUUUACUAAGAGGAAGGAGCCUGGAAUCUGUUACUAAAAUUCGUAUUCAAGGGGAUCUGGACUGCAUUCCUAAAGAAUCUCCAGUGUUUGAUCGCUCCAGUGACACUUUAAGGUUCCACAUUCCUCCGAGUGGAACUAAAGGAACAGUGAAAGUGUGUGUUGUUACUCCUGACAACCGUUGUCAUGGUAACAACAUCAUCACUUACAGUUCCCAGCCCAGCUGCACUGGAAUACAGCCCACAGUCACCUGGAGCAGGUCAGACCAUUACAGACCACUGUCUGAUCAGCUGCCACAUCCUAUCCGCACCUCAAGAUAACAACUGCACAUUUUAAUUAUUAAAUGUAAUGCCAUAAAGUUAAUUUUAGUCAUGAAAUUUCCAAAAAUGUUGUUUAUAUGGAAAAAUACGAUUUGCAAAGUAAUGAUCAAAAUAAUAGAAGGCGGAGAAGGCGAGAAGUCACCAGAAGAGACAGACGGCAGUGCGUAAGUGUUUUAAUACUCAUUCUUAGCUCUGUUGUUUAAAUUAAUUCCUUGUUGCUAGGAAAGAAUAGUUCGUUUCCUACCUAUUUCUAUUCUGCUUUUUCGUUGUGGUUUAUAUUUUUGAUUGCACUUAUUGAUCAUUAUAAUAACUGCCCUUUAGCUUAAACUCCUUUCCUGCACUUAAGUGCGAAGUGUUAGUUUCGAUUUGAGCCAUUGCCCUGCGAUUGGCUGGUGGUUGUGCUAAUUAAAAGCGACCACAGCUUUUUUUCACUCUAGACUGUGUAUUUGUUUGAGGUGUGUGCGCUGACGCGGAAGCGUCUGCGGAAGCGUUCAGCCGUCGUGUUCAGCCUCCUCGUGUGGAGACCGAGGAGUGUAAAGACCUGCGACUUUUUCCUGUGCGACUUGAACCGAGCAACGACACCGAGCUACACACUUAAGUAUCUUUUUCCUUCCUCACUCUGCUCUCCUAUCCUCUUUCCUUCUACCUCUAUCAUGUGUCUCCAAAACAUUCCGGUUCUCUCUCAGCCACGCUCUAACAUCACUCGCAGACGGCAACGUAAUACUGCUAACCUACGCCCUAUCUCUACAUCUUCCACUACACCUCUGGCUUUCUCUGUGGGUCUCUGGAAUUGUCAGUCAGCCGUCAACAAAGCUGACUUCAUUUCUGCCUUUUCUUUAAAAUCCACUCUCAGCAUCUUGGGCUUGACUGAGA
Molecule: messenger RNA, 4626 nt
Organism: Onychostoma macrolepis
Lineage: Eukaryota; Metazoa; Chordata; Actinopteri; Cypriniformes; Cyprinidae
Product: plexin-C1-like
Exons: 24
Coding region: 69-3311 (1080 amino acids)
Biological process (GO): negative regulation of cell adhesion; regulation of GTPase activity; regulation of cell migration
Cellular component (GO): semaphorin receptor complex
Molecular function (GO): protein binding; semaphorin receptor activity
Source: RefSeq, a predicted model, not a curated record